Messenger RNA from Fusarium fujikuroi IMI 58289, 1437 nucleotides. RefSeq lists its product as uncharacterized. Gene Ontology annotation, biological process: regulation of DNA-templated transcription. Gene Ontology annotation, molecular function: DNA-binding transcription factor activity. The transcript has 4 exons. Lineage: Eukaryota; Fungi; Ascomycota; Sordariomycetes; Hypocreales; Nectriaceae. Bases 1 to 1437 code for a protein of 478 amino acids. The record is from RefSeq and is a predicted model, not a curated record.
AUGCCUCCAACCAAGAGAAAGGCUGCCAACGCCCUUGACCCAUCCGAGCGCAAAAGAGCACAGAACCGCAUCUCGCAACAGUGUCUGCGCGAAAAGAACAUCACCUACAUCCGUAACCUGGAGGAGACGAUUGAGCUGUUGCAGAAGGUAGCGACGGGCUCAGACCCUCAAGAUCGGUACUCUGUUCUUCUCGAUGCGCAUCUAAAGUUAAUAUCUGAGAACCGGAAGCUGGAAGAUGCCUCGCUGAGGCUGCGUAAGAAGUUACUCAGUUUCGGUCAAGCUGCUACUGCUGCGGCGGAUGAUGAGGUUUUCGAUUCUAUAUUUCGAAGGAGAGAUGCUGGAAACCCGGAAGCGCAGCAAUCUGCACCAAGGAUGGAUUUAGCCAAUCACGAAACACCACCUGCUCUCAAUCCGUCGGUCAACAAUCAGUCUUUCCAGGACAUCCCGGAGCAAGUCACUCAUACGGACAUAUUCAAGGACGCGUCCUUUCUUUUGGAUCUAUCAACGGCGAGCCAGGUACAGCACGAGACAUUAACCCCAAGCACAAUGCAGCCUGGGGAUACCUUCUUAGAUCCAGCCAUGUCGUCUUUAUCACCAAGAUCCCUUUUGUUCGUCCCAAAUCAGCUCAGUAUCACGUCAAUGUCAAUCUUUGGGUCUAGGCUCCUUGAUGCUUGUCGUCGACACCUGGAUAACCUUCGGGACGCUGGAAACCAUAGCGAUAUGGUCGAAAAGAUAAUCAAGACUGCUGUGCGCUUCUCUAUGCGCUGCGCAGGAUUGGAAUCGUAUGCCUAUGGAGUGAAUGGGGCUAAGUAUAUAGAAAGAGUCAUCAGUUGGCGCCUUGGAAUCGAGUCAAGAAAUUCGGUUCCGCUUCCAUUCCGGCCAACGCCCCUCCAGUCCAAAAACCCCACGCACUUUUGGGGCAUCGAUUUGUUCAACUGGCCUGAAAUCAGAGAUCAACUCGUCCUCGAGGCGGAAACCACUGAUUUCGACGAACUGAUCAAAGACCUUGUCUUACACUCGGUGAUAGAACCCGCUAACCACAGCGUCGCGGUAAAUGUUCUCGACAUCUUUCAAAAUCAAGUCCUGCGCCGACGUCAGCAUCAAAAAUCCUCUGCGAGGAGUUACUUUACCGAUCCAUCAUGGACACUAUUCCAGAUCGGCCCUGAGGUUGGGGAAUGGUACUCUUCUGAGCACGAUAUAGUCGAAGAAGCCAUCUUUCAAGAACUAGACCGUCAGAUAAACGCCGUGGCGCCAAGUCCAGAGGAUAAUUCUGUGGAGGACAGUCGGGCAAACGACGUAGCCAAGUUUCUGGGUCUCGAUGACUUUUGUGAGUGGAAGUUGAGCAAAGAGUUUGCGCGGAAAUAUCCAAAGUUGGAUUGCUCGACAGCUGUUACGCAACGCGAUCUUGCGCCCUCGGCGAUGGUUUACUGCUGGUGA